Messenger RNA from Sus scrofa (pig), 3636 nucleotides. RefSeq names its product family with sequence similarity 184 member B (gene FAM184B). The record is from RefSeq and is a predicted model, not a curated record. NCBI's taxonomy places the organism in Eukaryota, Metazoa, Chordata, Mammalia, Artiodactyla, Suidae.
GGGCCAGCGCAAACCUUUCCAAGGCCAGCGGCUCCUUGUCGCGGAAGGUUAUUGCAGGCGAAGCCCCGCUCGGGCUCCGGGAGCUGUGCGCGAAGCACCAGCGGCACGCGCGGGUCCCCGGCUCCUAGCCGCAGGGUGCGGGUGCCCGCCGACCCAGCAAGCGAGCGCUGGAGGAGGAAGGGUGGGCGCUCGGGCGGCGGGGAGGCGGAUCCCGGGGGCAGCAAGGGCCACGCUGCGGUGCAGGCGGCGGGACUGCAGUGCAUCUCUCCCAAGAAAGCCCACACGCUCACACGCCCGCGCGCGCAAGCACGUGCACACCGUGGGCAGCGAGAACACAAGCGCGCCAGAGCCCUUGAGUGCGGGACGCGUUUCAGCGAUGGCUUCUGCCCUCAACAGCAAAAUUCACGCGCCCGGGACUUGCCCGGGCUCCAAAGCCGAUGCCUGCAGUGGCGCAGGCUGGAGAAUGGAUUGUGAUCCCGAGAUGCACGUGAAAAUGUGCAAGAAGAUUGCCCAGCUCACCAAGGUGAUCUACGCGCUGAACACCCGCCAGGACGAAGCCGAGGCCAGCAUGGAGGCGCUGCGGGAGGCCCACCAGGAGGAGCUGCGGAGCGCGGUGGCCGAGACCCAGGCCAGGCUCCUGCAGGAGCAGGGCCGCGCGGGCGAGGAGGCCCUGCGGCAGCGCAUCCAGGCGCUGGAGAGCGCCCUGGAGCUGCAGAAGCGUAUGACGCAGGAGGCGCUGGCCCAGUCGGCCACAUGCAGGCUGGAGACCAAGGAGAGGGAGCUGAGGGUGGAGGCCGAGCAUGCCGAGCGCGUGCUCACCCUCUCCAAGGAGAUGCUGGAGCUCAAGGCCGACUACGAGAAGAGGCUCCGGCACCUGAGCGGCCAGGAGGCGCCCCGGUGGAGCCCGGAGCCAAAGGCGGAGCCCGGCAGCGGCGGCGGCGGCCUGGAGAUGCGGGAGGUCCUGCUGGAGGUGGAGCGGCUGCGGGCCGAGAACCAGCAGCUGAGCAAGGACUAUGCCCGCAAGGCCGAGGAGCUGCAGGCCACCUACGAGCGGGAGAACGAGGCCAUCCGGCAGGCCAUGCAGCAGUCGGUGAGCGAGGCCCUGUGGCAGUGGCAGGAGAAGGAGACCGACCUCCGGAAGAACUUCCAGGUCCAGGAGUCGGCCCUGCAGGCCCAGGUCCGGAAGCUGGAGGGGGAUCUGGAGCACAGAGGCCGCAGGAUAAGCGACCUGAAGAAGUACGCCCAGAAGCUGAAGGACAGGAUCCAGGACCUGGAUGUGCAGCUCAAGGAGGCUCGCCAGGAGAAUUCAGAGUUGAAAAGCACUGCAAAAAAGCUUGGGGAGAAGCUGGCUGUGGCUAAAGACAGGCUGAUGCUGCAGGAGUGUCACAUGACACAGAAAACCGAUGACAUGAAGAUGGAGAGAGUUCCAGAGAAUGAAGUCCUUGAGAAAGAGAAUGAUUUGGAAUCCCACCGUGGCUAUCCACAGCAAGAUCAGAACUUUCUCAAGGAGUGCCCGUGCACCAAAGGAGGCCCAGAUACACAGACCAAGAAAGAGGCAAGUAUUGAGACGGAACAUAUGAAGCAGCAAUACGAAGAAGACCUUCGUAAAAUCAAACAUCAGACAGAAGAGGAGAAGAAACAUCUCAAAGAGCAGCUGGUGAAGCGGCUGGAGGACUUGGUGAAGAAGCACUCAGUGGAGAUCAGAUCCGUGUGUGCGACCGUGGAGGCUGAAAGGAAGAGGCUGCAGAAGGAAGUAGAAGCACAGCUGGAGGAAGUGAAGAAGAAAUCAGAAAGUGAAAUAAAGCACCUUGAAGAGGAAAAAACCGCCCUGAGUGUAAAGCUCCAGAAUUCACUGCUUGAGGUUUUACGGCUGGAAGAAUUUAUCCAACAGAAUAAGGUACAUCCGCCAAGAGGUGAUGAAAGGCCCCAGGAAUUGGACCAUCAGCAGUGCAGCAUUUUCGAGACCCAGGAUCCGUGCUUGAAGUCGAAUGAACCUUCCCAGACUCUGCCCAGAGGAGAGGAGUAUCCAGAUAAGGUAGCAGCUGGAGAAGGAACCAGCAGCGACAAGGAAGAAAGGAUCGAAGUGCCCCUCAAAGAGGGAGUUGACCUGCAGCCUCCACUGGGCCCUUUGCCGAAGGAGAAGACACUGGACCUUGAGCGUCUGCAGGAGGAAUGGCAGAGCCAGAAAGCCAGACUACAAGCCCAGGUCUUGCAGAUGCAGCAGGCUCUGGAGCAGUGCGCCAGCAGCUACCGGGAGGACCUGCGGGAACUCAAGCAGCUCUCAGACCAAGAGCGGGAGCAGCUGCAGCGCGAGCUCCAGGAGACGGUUCAGCAGAACCAGGCUGCGAGAGCUCAGCUCGAGGCUUCCCACCAGCGAGCCCUCCGCGUGCUUGAGAAAGCCAAAAACCAGGAACUCAAGGCCACAGAGGAGCGCUUGAAGAAGGAAUCCAGCCACAGCCUCCAGAUCCAGCACCAAGCACAUCGGCUGGAGCUGCAGGCCUUGGAGGAGAAGGCACGGCAAGAGCUCCAGGGGGCUCUGGAGAGGAUGCAGGCUCAGCAGGCGCUGCUGCUAGAGUCCCUGAGGCAGGAGCUGUCAGAGCAGCGGGCUGCCUGCUCUGAGCACCAGAAAGACUUGGAGAUGCUGCAGGCUGAGCGGAGGGCCCCAGGCAGCAUGGGCAGGUGGCAGGCCAUCACCCAGGAUCCAGGGGACAGCGAGGGCCACACCACCGGAGAGGAAGGAGGCUGCCCGGGCCAGGAAGCUCCCCCCAAAGGCAAGGGCGCCGUGGAACAGGAGCCUGGCGACGGAUGUGGCCUCUGGGAGGAGAACUCCCAGCUCAAGGAGGCCGUGCAGCGGCUGCAGGCGGAGGUGGAGCAGCACCAGCAGGAGGCGCUGCAGCUCCGCGACCAGCGCAGGCUCCUGGAGGAGGAUCAGCAAGCCCAGCGGGCCCGGGAGCUGGAGCUGCUACGCCAGGAACACCGGAAGGAGAUGCAGGCCAUGGUGGCCGAUUUCAGCAGUGCUCAAGCCCGGCUCCAGGCCCGGCUGGCUGCCCUGGAAACCGAACUGAAAGAUUCCGGAGAGAAGCCAGGGAAGGGGGCGUCCAGGCCGGAGGAUGUUCAGCUCAUAGGCCGAUUGCAGACCCGCCUGAAGGAGAGGGAGGAGAUCAUCAAGCAGCUCACGGAGGAGAGAAGAUUUCAUUACGCUGCGUUCCCCGGUGCAAUGUCCCAUCGGAAUCGGUCUUUCUCUUUCAAUCCUCACCCAGGGUAUUUGACCCCUUCUAUGAAGAAAAAGAAGAUGGAGGAAGUACCCAGCCGAGUGGUCAGCGUGCCAAACCUCGCUUCCUAUGCCAAGAACUUUCUGAGUGGGGACCUGAGCUCCAGGAUCAGCGCCCCUCCAAUAACUAAGUCACCCAGCUUAGACCCAGGCCCCAGCUGUGGCCGGCCUUACAAACCUACCCCGUCUCUAGAUGCGAAAACUGCCACAAGGGCACAAGAUGAUGAAACAGCCCAAUCCAAAGAAGUCCAGCAGAAACAGGGCUCAGCCCACCAGGAAUGGUUUACCAAAUAUUUUUCCUUCUAAACUAAUAGAAUGCUUGAAAAACAUCUCUUUGAAACAUCUGAUCGAAGGAGAAAAAAAAA